This is a messenger RNA of Diversispora eburnea, 567 nucleotides long. The record is from the annotation of a GenBank genome assembly. Lineage: Eukaryota; Fungi; Glomeromycota; Glomeromycetes; Diversisporales; Diversisporaceae.
AUGCGAAUUCUCGUAAGUCAAAAUAUUCGCAAAUUAAUAAAAGAUGGUUUAAUCAUAAAGAAACCACAAACAAUUCAUUCUCGAUUUAGAGUGAGAGAAAAAUUAGCGGCUAAACGUAAAGGUCGUCACACCGGACCUGGUAAAAGAAAAGGUACCUCAAAUGCUCGUAUGCCAAGUGCAGUAUUAUGGAUGAGAAGGCAAAGAGUUUUGAGAAGAUUGUUGAGAAAGUAUCGAGAAUCGGGUAAAAUUGAUAAGCAUUUAUAUCAUCAAUUAUACAUGAAGUCUAAAGGUAACGUCUUUAAGAAUAAACGUGUAUUGAUGGAAUAUAUUCAUAAGGCUAAAGCUGAAAAGACUCGUACCAAGUUACUCGCUGAUCAAGCCGAGGCUCAUCGUCAAAAAGCCAAAUUAGCUCGUGAACGUCGGGUUACUCGUCAAGCUCAAAAGAAGAAUGAAUUACUUGGAAAAGAAAAUUCUUUUGCAAUAAAUGAUAAAUCAGAUUUAGAUCAAGUGAUAUUUUGUAAAUUGAAAGAUGAUUUUGGAACUUAUUCUCUUCCUUCAAGGUAUUAA